AUGGAAUCAGUUGCAAGUCCGACAGUAAUCAUGUCAAUUGUAAUUAAACUGCAACUUUCAAAGCGCCUUCUGGCGGUUAGGCGUAGAGGUCGUGCGGGGUGGGAGGCGUACGGGGAGCGCGCUCGCGUCAGAUCCACGUGCGCUCAACGGCAGCGCUGGAAACGCCUUCGCUCCCGCACGAGCCCGCCGCAGUCGCUCCUGCAGCGCGCCGCUGUCAUGCAGAGCUCACUAGAGUCUGGUUGUAAGUGCUAUGCAUCGACAUUCGAAUGGUGCCUGUAG
Arctia plantaginis is the source of this 279-nucleotide messenger RNA. The record is from the annotation of a GenBank genome assembly. Lineage: Eukaryota; Metazoa; Arthropoda; Insecta; Lepidoptera; Erebidae.